ACUACUAAGAGGCACCGCACUGCAUUAUCUACCAUGCUUAGACCUGGGUCAGAGCCUCCCAAAAGCGAUUCCCUGAACAUCAGUUAGUCGCAGACAUCGGAAGGAAUCGGAGGUAGAACUUGUUUCUAAUACUUGCGAGUUGCGUUCGGGAAGUGGUAACGUCGUUUUCGCGCAUGGUUUACGUGAAUCGCGUGAGACUUUAUCGUGGUUUGAUGAAGUUCCAGGAACAAUUUUAACAAAUCUGAUAGCUUACAAUACGCCCAAAUGUGUCUUAUACUACCAGAGAACAUUUCUGCUGAAUGUUCAUGACCUAUGGACUCAUGGAAAAGAUGAACGUAUGGAUUGUGAUUUUGCUGUUGUAUUAUACAUCAUCGGAUUUAGUCGUAGGCAGAACGAGAUCCACACGAAAUAUUUAUAACCAAAAAUGUGCCGCCCGAUUGGAGUCUGCACUAGACACUACUCUACGUAGAAGUCAACAACGAUCAGGAUCGAGUUCUUUAAUCGACUUUUCAGAAACAGGCCCACAAAAGCAGUCAUUAUUCAACCGAUCGCCCUACAACAAUUAUGAUGAAGAUAUUGAACAAAUUGUGUCAGAGUACAAACAUAAGUAUAAUAACCACAACAAAAAUCCAAACAGUGGAGGAUCUUUUUUUCCACCUUCUGGACUAUCGUCAACAGCACAAGUAGAAGUAGCAAAUCUCAAAGUUCGGAUUCCACAAAAUCUCCAAUGGGUCGUCGUUGAUCGAUGUCAUUUUAUAGAACAAAAUCGAACCUUGGACACCAAGCUUGAAUUCCCAGAUCUACAAAUUAGUGGAAGGAUAAUAAUGCACCCAAUCGGAGGCCGCUGUGAUAUGAUCCUAAGAUUGCGACGAGCUGGUAUUGAGUUUAGAACCAUUCCACUUCUACCAAGUGGUUUGGGUGAAAGAAGCAGACAAGCUAAUGUAAGAACCGAUUCUCACUUCUCCGAGCCAGGUUUCAUUUCGGUGUUUGCUCAUAGCUGUGAGGGUCCUACUGGAAUCAAGUAUCGAAUCAACUCCAAACGUAGACACUUCCUCGCAAAGCAGCCAUCAGCAGCGAAUUAUGACGCGUUUUACAGUAAAGAUUAUGGAAAUGAAUUUCAACGUAAUAUGGAACACAAAAGAUCACUCAAUUUGGAUGACGACGACGGGAUCUCAGAUGCGGACGUGUUCAAACUAACCGAUGGAGAUUCAUUAUUCCUUUCACCUGCGGCGUUUUUGGAUACCGAUAGUGAUGAUCCAUCUACAUUCAGUGCAGACAGUAGAACUGUGUUCACUGAUCGAAAUCCGUUUGCUUAUAACGCCUAUGCUGGUAAUGGCGCUGGUUGGCAAACGGUUGAAACAAACGACGCUCUAGAUGAGGCGUACUCUAAUGAAAUUGAUAAUCUGUUUUCGAAGGGCGUCCGUGGACUACUGACCACUUACAUGCAGAAAGCUCUCCAGCCUGCGAUUAAGGAAACUCUGAUGGAAAGUAUGGGUUAUACGUUGUCAUACGGGUAAACGGAUGAAAAAAUAAACACAAAAAUCUAUCAAACA
Aedes aegypti (yellow fever mosquito) is the source of this 1553-nucleotide messenger RNA. RefSeq lists its product as uncharacterized. The transcript is spliced from 3 exons. The coding region runs from base 300 to 1517 and encodes 405 amino acids. NCBI's taxonomy places the organism in Eukaryota, Metazoa, Arthropoda, Insecta, Diptera, Culicidae. The record is from RefSeq and is a predicted model, not a curated record.